Necator americanus (New World hookworm) is the source of this 651-nucleotide messenger RNA. RefSeq lists its product as uncharacterized. The record is from RefSeq and is a predicted model, not a curated record. Lineage: Eukaryota; Metazoa; Nematoda; Chromadorea; Rhabditida; Ancylostomatidae. Gene Ontology annotation, cellular component: mitochondrial outer membrane. The transcript has 6 exons. Bases 1 to 651 code for a protein of 216 amino acids. Gene Ontology annotation, molecular function: protein homodimerization activity; protein heterodimerization activity. Gene Ontology annotation, biological process: intrinsic apoptotic signaling pathway in response to DNA damage; extrinsic apoptotic signaling pathway in absence of ligand; negative regulation of intrinsic apoptotic signaling pathway.
AUGAGCGAAACAGUACGUAAUGGAGCGCCAGAUUUUGAAGAACCCAGGCUUCAAGUGGAGGGUUUCGUGGUUGACUAUAUUGCAUGGAGAAUAAAACAGGACAAGCUAGAAUGGUUCGAGCAACCAGAGUUACCAUUCGGCACGCAACCUGAACAUGAGAUGAUGAGGAAAGUUGCUCAUAUCUUCGAGCGUCGGCAUCGAGUUGAGCUACAUGAAUUCGCUGACGAGUUAUUAGAAAAUGAAAAUUUGACCUUUAGCCGUUACUGUGAGAUUGUGGAUGAGUUUGGAAGAACAGCAGACGAAAUGGAGAAUGGAAUGUCCUAUGGAAGACUGGUAGGAUUAAUCUCAUUUGGAGGAUUAGUAGCAGCUAGGCUAUAUGCGCGUAACUUGCGUCGCGAAGUUCAACAACUUGCCACCUAUACAGCAAAAUUCAUAGACAAACGGAUACGAUUGACAUGGGUCGAGGACGAAAGAAGCUGGAAGAACUUCACAUUUAUCGCUGCUGAUAUCAUACGGCGUGAUGCCGCUCAGCGUGAAGCUGCCGAACGCCGAAAAUCCAGUAGACGGUGGAGUCUAAUUGGUAUCGGAGCAGCAGCUCUUGUAGGCGUUGGUGCCAUCAUUGGGACCCGUGUUUUAUUAGGUGCUAAAUGA